GAUUGUCAAUGGAGGUUUAUUUAAAGGAAAAAGCCACAUUAUACAAAAAACAAACUCUUGUUCCCAUUUCCUAAUUCUUCAUUCUGUAUUUCUCAUUCAUAAAUAUUCCAACAAAACUUUCUUCUCUAAUUUUUUUACUUCUUUUUUCCUGAAAAAGGCAUUUUAGAGGCUUGAUUUGUUGAAUAGGCCAAACAUGCCUUUCUGUGAAAUCAGCAAAUACCAGAACGGUGUGGAUGCAACUGGCAACAAUGGAACCAAGAUUUUUUAUAGAACUUAUGGUCAAGGCCCGGUCAAAGUUCUCUUAAUUAUUGGAUUGGCUGGGACGCAUACUUCAUGGGCCCCACAGAUCAAGGCGCUCACCGGAACGAUUACUCCGAAUGAUGAUGAAUCGCCAGCGGCCGGUGAUCGGAGCUCCGGUAUAGAGGUCUGUGCUUUUGACAAUCGUGGAAUGGGCUUAAGCUCCGUCCCCACUAAAAAAUCAGAGUACACCACAAGGAUUAUGGCAAAAGAUGCAAUUGCUAUAAUGGAUCACUUGGGGUGGGAAAAAGCACACGUCUUUGGCCAUUCAAUGGGAGCGAUGAUAGCUUGCAGAUUGGCUGCAUUGGUGCCUAGGAGAGUUUUAUCUUUGGCUUUACUGAAUGUCACAGGAGGAGGCUAUGAAUGUAUUCCCAGGCUCGAUCGUCAAACUCUAUCUAUUGCAGUCCGCUUUUUGAAGGCAAAAACUCCUGAGCAGAGGGCUGCUGUUGAUUUAGACACCCACUACUCAAAGGAAUACCUCGAGGAAUAUGUGGGAACUAAAACCCGAAGAGCAAUAUUAUAUCAAGAAUACAUCAAAGGCAUAUCAGCAUCCGGGAUGCAGUCAAAUUGUGGAUUUGAUGGGCAGAUAAAUGCUUGCUGGACUCAUAAGAUAUCGCGGACUGAUCUUGAAUCUAUCUGCUCUGCUGGGUUCCUCAUAUCUGUUAUUCACGGCAGGGACGACGUCAUUGCUCAAUUAUGCCAUGCGAAGAGUCUUGCAAAGAAAUUAUAUCCGUAUGCUAGAAUGGUAGAGCUUCCUGGAGGACAUCUUGUUAGUCAUGAAAGGACAGAAGAGGUCAAUGACGCACUUCUUGAGUUGAUCAAGGCAUCCGCAAGUAAGAUUAGCCCAUAUGAUUGGACAAAUUUGCCCAAGAAAAGCACUGGAUGGAGUAUAACCCCACUUACAAGAAAAAGUUCUCCAGCGGGAAGCAAUGUGUCUGUCAUGGUUGACAUUGUAGCAAGGCUCCAGAUCUUCUUGGUGUUCUUUUUUGGCUUGUUUAUGUUGGCAUUUGAGUUUAUGCGAAGAGGUGUAAGUCGUCUAAAACCAGUAAGAGUAAGCGCAGCCCUCACAUGAAGCUAUGGUGGCGAAUUCAGUCCAAUGGUAACUUAACCGGUGAAACCGAAAGGAUGGGAUAAUUAAUCUUAAUCCGUGUUUCAAGAUGACGAUGAAUUAACUGUACAGUGUCUCACAUACAAGAAUCACGUCACAGGAGGAAGGUUAAAAAAGCGAAACUACACUGUGCUGACAAAAGGAUCAGCAAAAGGAAUUACAGCCCUUGCUACCUUUAAUUUUGUAGUUGGUUAAGGGCAUAGAGCAUUUUCUGAAUUUCGUUGUAUUGACAACUGCAAAUCAUUAUUCCUUUUAUUAAUGAUAAUUAUCCUUUUUCAAUGAA
Molecule: messenger RNA, 1688 nt
Organism: Nicotiana tabacum (common tobacco)
Lineage: Eukaryota; Viridiplantae; Streptophyta; Magnoliopsida; Solanales; Solanaceae
Source: RefSeq, a predicted model, not a curated record